AUGGUUCUUGAUCCAUUUGAAGGACGUCUUGCAUUCCUAGAAAUACUUAAAAAAUUAACAGCUAGUCAACAAUCUCAAAUUAAAACAGCACAAUUUGCACUUCGACAUAAAGAUUUAGAUGAGGAUCUAUAUAAUUGUGUAUUAGAAGAACUUGAACAUUCUUCUCUGAACUCAAGAGUGAAUAUUAUAUAUUUUUUAGAAACUCUCUGUGAUUAUAGCUAUAGAAAUGGAUGUAAUAGCUAUAUUUCAAUGAUACGUAAAGAUAUUGGAAAGAUAGUUAGAGCAGUAGCACCACCGGGACCUCAAGGAGCAGCAAAUGUAUCAGCAGUUAGAAAGGUUAUUGAGAAUUUAAAAAAUAAAGCGUAUAUAAAUGAUCAAGAUUUCCAUGAAAUAGAAGCAUCUUUAUCGGAAAGAGAUGACAAAAAUCCUAAUACAAUUGAAAAUAAAGCAAUUUUUUCUAAAGAAGAAAUUUUUAAAAGAAUUGAAGAAGAUAGAGAAAGACACAAAUUAUUACGAGAAAAUAUAUGGGUAAUUCCUGAAGGGGAUAUUGAUAUGAAUGUCGAAUUAGAAAAUGCAUGGGAAACUACAUCGUCCUUAGAUGAAUAUGAUUUUGAAUUUAUGGAAGAAGAAAAUAUGAAAGCAGCUAUGACAUUAUCAUAA
Messenger RNA from Pneumocystis carinii B80, 660 nucleotides. RefSeq lists its product as hypothetical. Gene Ontology annotation, biological process: positive regulation of transcription by RNA polymerase I; positive regulation of DNA-templated transcription, elongation. Lineage: Eukaryota; Fungi; Ascomycota; Pneumocystomycetes; Pneumocystales; Pneumocystaceae. The transcript is spliced from 5 exons. The record is from RefSeq and is a predicted model, not a curated record. Bases 1 to 660 code for a protein of 219 amino acids. Gene Ontology annotation, cellular component: CTDK-1 complex.